Molecule: messenger RNA, 336 nt
Organism: Linum tenue
Lineage: Eukaryota; Viridiplantae; Streptophyta; Magnoliopsida; Malpighiales; Linaceae
Source: the annotation of a GenBank genome assembly
AUGGAAUCCGCCGCUGCAGUCAACUACGGAGUUGGCGCCGUCCACCGCAACCAAGUCACCGCCACUGACGUCGGUGGCACCCGCGUCGUCACUAAAAGAAUUGUCGUCCAGGUGGUGGGGAAGUAUGUGGACCCGAAGGGAGGGGUCCCACUACCGGCGGGCGCCUCCGGAGGAGGUAGUGAUGGGAUAACGGUGGGGGAGGCGCUGGAAGCGGUGGCGCUGUCAGUCGGGGACAAGCCGGUGGACCAGGCGGAUACGGCGGCAAUACAGGCAGCGGAGGAGAGGGCAAUAGGGAGCAACCGGAUACCGCAAGGUGGGAUUUGUGGAACUAUCUAA